Amoebophrya sp. A25 is the source of this 523-nucleotide messenger RNA. Lineage: Eukaryota; Dinophyceae; Syndiniales; Amoebophryaceae. The record is from the annotation of a GenBank genome assembly.
CUUCAAAUGGAGCGCUUUCUUAUGUUAAGACUUUUUUUUUGAUCGAAUUUUUACGACUCUAUGUACUUCUAAUAUGCUGCUGUUUUUUGAUCGAAUUAGAUUUCGCCUCACCUGCUAAAAUUAGAGGACACAAGGAGUUCGACUCAAGUAUUAGGAACGCAGGGACCUCCUGGAGAUGGUGGCGGUGGUAGAAAGUUUUGUAACUAUAUUUCGCAAGGAGUGUUUCGUCUUGCCUAUGAUCGGGAGCAAUCGCAUUGUAUAAAUGUACAGGAUCAAAGUAGAUCUAGACAGCAUUCUAUUUCUAAACCUAGGGCGUCUUCUACGAGUUUCCGCCUGCCUGGAUGGGCCUCAUCCUCUGCCAUCUCAUAGACGGACCUCGCGCAGCUUACAACCGCUUUAUUGCGAUCGGUGGACUGAUACCAGCGGACAUUCUAGGUGUCAACGGUAGUUGGAUGCUGCUUGUGUGCGUGUUGUGGGUAAUGGUUCAGACUGGCAUUCUUACUACAGAAGCAACAUCGUCGAC